This is a messenger RNA of Colletotrichum higginsianum IMI 349063, 1455 nucleotides long. RefSeq lists its product as uncharacterized. The coding region runs from base 1 to 1455 and encodes 484 amino acids. Lineage: Eukaryota; Fungi; Ascomycota; Sordariomycetes; Glomerellales; Glomerellaceae. The record is from RefSeq and is a predicted model, not a curated record. The transcript is spliced from 4 exons.
AUGACUUCCUCCCUGGGCCUCCCAGGCCCGUCGGGAAACAACCCCAGCGACGCCGCCCUCAAUAGGCGUUGGAACGAGUUCCUCGACACCCACAACCUCCGAACGAUCCUCCAGACGUCGCCGGCUCAGAUCGACCAACAGCAAGCUGACGCGCUCGCGGCCUUGCGCGUGCCAUACGAGCAGCGCGCCGCCAACGAGGCCUACGUCCUGAGCAUCUGGGACCAGAUCGACCUCAUCGUCGACUACUUGCCGCCUGACGUCAACCCCGAGUGGCGGGCCCAAGAGCAGCUCCUCAAGCGCACAGCCCUACGCCUCGCGGCUCGAAGAUCACGCCUCAAGGCGGACAUGGAACUCUGCGAAACCCACUGGGAACCGAAUAUCUUGCCCCUCGACAUGGCUCCCAAGGGCAAGGGGGCAAGCGGGAAGAAGGUCGAGGUGGCGACGUCGCUCAUCAACACGAUUUACUACCUCGGCCACGAACCGGGCGAUCCCAUCUUCUCCUACUGUCCACUGCCCUUGACAGCGCCGAAUGACGAGCGCAACUUCACCUACCGCGGCUGCGUUCCACGCGACCCCCGCGAGGACAUGCUGCGCUUGCAGAUUCUCCUGCCCAAGGUCGUCGCGCACGUCGUUGCACUGCUUGCCUUCUCCCCUGAGAUGGUCUCGGACUUCCCUGAGAAGUGCUGGGAGCUGAUGGACCGUACCGACGACCUCGCCAGCGGCGACGACAAAUACGGCGGCCUCCUGAGCGAAAUCCGGACGCUCUGGAUGCACAAAUUUUCCGUACAAGACCCGGCGGGCCACGCGCUGGUGGGCGAGGCGGCGUGGCUGGUCUGUGGCCUGUGUCGCGGGGGCCUGGACAUCAAGUGCCCUAAGAAGAGACGCCGGUUGCGCGGUCUAUGGUAUGGGCUCCUGCCGCUCAUGGAUGUCUUGACAUUCGACAAGGACGAAGACAUGACAACGUUCGACGGGCUGGAGACCAUCGUGGAACUGUACGUCCGAGACCAGGGCCGCAAGGCGCACGAUAUGGUGUUUCGAGACGGGGAGUAUGACCGCGCGUUGCUGUACCAUGAGGACGCCAUCCACAAGAACCUCAAGCUUGACCCUAGCUCCGGGGGUGGCACAUCAGAGGGGCACAUCGGGGGACACCUCGACCCCAACGACUCCGACUCCGAACCCGUACCGAUCCCUGACGAGGUCCUGGCCGCGUGCGACAGCAUCAACUGGCGCUUUGGAACCCCUGCCGAACCAGCACGAGCCGAACCAUCCGAGUCAGUCGUUCCUGCAGCAGUAUCAACAGCAGCGAAGAAAAAGAGAAAAGAGACCGGAGUGAAGGACGCCACCUCCACCACCACCGCAACCGAUCAGAAACCAUCGCGAAAGAGAAAAGGAGGCCGACCCCCGAAAGCUCGCGCCGCCGCUCCUCCCCCACCCUCGAACCCCACCGCCAACUGA